Molecule: messenger RNA, 4327 nt
Organism: Archocentrus centrarchus (flier cichlid)
Lineage: Eukaryota; Metazoa; Chordata; Actinopteri; Cichliformes; Cichlidae
Product: clathrin interactor 1-like
Exons: 12
Coding region: 166-2142 (658 amino acids)
Biological process (GO): endocytosis
Cellular component (GO): clathrin vesicle coat; plasma membrane; endosome
Molecular function (GO): clathrin binding; phospholipid binding
Source: RefSeq, a predicted model, not a curated record
CCCGUUAUAACCGCAGCGGCCGGAGCUAGAGCUCAUCGAGGAGAGAGGAGGAGUUGGAGGGGGGAGAUUGUCGUCGGAAACCGGACACCACCUCUGGCUCGCGGGGAGCGUAGAGACACGGGGGCGACGUAGUAUCGAGGCGGCAAAGCCCGCAGCUGUGCGGAGAUGUUGAACAUGUGGAAAGUCAGAGAGCUAGUGGACAAAGCCACCAAUGUGGUGAUGAACUACUCAGAAAUCGAGUCCAAGGUGAGAGAGGCCACCAAUGACGACCCCUGGGGACCCUCCGGACAACUAAUGGGAGAAAUAGCCAAAUCUACCUUCAUGUAUGAGCAGUUUCCAGAGGUGAUGAACAUGCUGUGGACCAGGAUGCUGAAGGACAACAAAAAGAACUGGAGACGAGUCUACAAGGCCUUACUGCUACUGGCCUACCUGAUCAGGAAUGGCUCUGAAAGAGUCGUCACCAGUGCCAGAGAACACAUCUAUGACCUGAGAUCUCUAGAAAACUACCACUUCAUUGAUGAGAAUGGUAAAGAUCAGGGUAUUAAUGUGCGGCAGAAGGUGAAGGAGAUGGUGGAGUUCAUCCAAGAUGAUGACAGAUUGAGAGAAGAGAGAAAGAAGGCCAAGAAGAACAAAGAUAAAUACAUUGGUGUCUCCUCUGACAGUAUGGGUGGAGGAGGGGGCAGCUUUAAGAACUCUAAUGAGUUAGAUCGGAAUAAAUGGGAUGAAGACUGGGACAAAAGCAGAGGAUCUUUCCCGUUUAGUGAGAAACUUGGAGAGAUCAGUGAUAAGAUUGGCAGCACCAUUGAUGACACACUCAACAAGUUCAGAAAGAAGGAGCGAGAUGACUCGCCGGACAGAAUCAGUGACAACGAGGAGGACCGAGCAUCGAGAAACGGUAGGCAGGAAACACUUGAGUUCAAAGAUGAGGAGGAAACUGUCACAACAAAGAGCAUUCAGAUCACACAAGCGACAGAAACCACCACCACCACCACACGGAAACGCACCGUUGCAGCAACCAGCAAGCCCUUGGACCUGGGUGCUGCAGCCAACUAUACUGGAGAUAAGAGCCCAGAGGAGAAGCCAUCUAGCAGGCAGUCUUCCAGCAGCGGUCUGGCUGACCUACUAGUGAUCGACCCAUCAUCCAAUCAGAGCACUACAACAGGUGGCAAUUCAGACCUCAUUGGUGGUUUUGCAGACUUCUCAUCUCCUGCAGCCUCUGCCAGCCUGCCCACCUCCACUGCUGCUGCAUCAUCCAAUGGAAAUGGAGAAUUCGGGGACUGGAAUGCCUUCUCAGCCAAUCCUCCACCAUCAUCUAGUUCUGCUCCCUCCCAGCCUGUCACUGACUUGUUUGGCAGUGUCCAGUCACCAACAGCCCCGGCUUCCAGUACCACCUCUAUCCCACCUUCUGCUGAGCUCUUGGACCUGAUGGGUGGAGUUAACAGUCAACUGACCAGUCCACAUACAACACUUAGUGCCUCUCAGAGCCUGACGUUCUCUCUGGGAGGAGUAACACCCGGAGCAUCUGGUGCUUUACCCACCAUGCCCCUUUCCCGUUCUCAACAGAGUUUGGGAGGCAUGUCGUCUCAGCCGCCCAUAGGACAACAGCAGAAGGUUGGCAUUGGAGGUCAGGGAACGUUAGGAUCAACCUGGUCUGACUCUUCUGUCAACAUUAGCCUGGACUUCCUUUCAGCGGGCUUCAACCCCACUAAGGCACCACCCACACUCAACAAUAUCAUCCAGCAACAAGGAGUGCCUCCUGUCAACCUGUUGGCCCAGAAUUUUGGAGGAUUGAACCUCAGCUCUCCACCCCAUGUGACAUCGAUAAGACAACCAGCUAAUCCCAUGAUGGUAGGCAACCCCCUGACAAUGGGCAUGCCUGCAACAAUGGCAACUGGCAUGCCUGCCUCCCUGACCACAGGCAUGCCACCUUCAAUGACCACAGGUUUACAGGGUGGGAUUCCCAUGAACCAAGGCAUGAUGGGCAUGAACAUGAAUAUGGGCAUGGCUGCUCCAGUGAUGAUGGGUGGUAUGGCUGGAAUGGGAGUUCCAGCAGUAGGAAUGGGCCUAACACACUCAAUCACCCCAGCUGUGGUCCCGCCCAAACAAGAUGCCUUUGCUAACUUUGGCAAUUUUGGGAAAUAAAGGUUUGAAAGUGUGUGUGUGUGUGUGUGUGUGCGCGCGUGCGUGCGUGCGUGUUUGUGUGAGAGUUUGUGUCUGCAGGUGGACAUGUCAGACUUUGAGGGAGUGAACCACAAAAGGACCGGUGUACGUGAAGACAACCUUGCAUGAAUCUCUCUCUCUCUCCUUCGAUUUGCUUUGGUGAGCUGACAUCAGUGAUCAUUCACCGUCCCAGUCUGCAGGGGAACGCGCCCACUGGUGCCCCUCAUCCAGUGCUAAUUGUGUGAACAUAUGUCAGAAAUACAGGAAAAGUGUCAUCACAAAGCCUCUAGUCAUUCCCUCCUUGUAGGGCAUAAAAUCCUUUAACAGUUUCAUAUACAGUAAUAGUUAUGGUAUACCCCUCUCGGUACAAAAACACUGCAGAAACCUUCCCUCUGCCCAGAGAAAGUAAUCAGUAAAGUGGAGUCCAAUAAAAAUGGCAUUACUGCCUUAACUUUGCAUUUAUAGCCUGAGAAAUCUUGAGGUUAUAGCCCAAUUCAAUAACACAAUUUAAACCAUUCCAUAAUUUCCAGGGGAUACUUUUUUCUCUCUCUUUUCCACUGACACUGUGCUAAUGCUAAUUCUGAUUUGGUGACUUGAGAACUACCCCUCAUUUCAACAGGUUUGAGAACCAAAUGUUAGAGUGUUAUGUAACAGAAGCUGUGGUUUAAAAAAAAAGCAUGGGAAGAAACCCAUGAGGGACAGAAUCUCCAGGCUGCAGCUGCAAAUUAUUGUGAAUUUCUUGCAACAGCCUCCUUAGAGUCACUCAUGUUAGUGGUUGAAACUUUGAGACCAGCAAUGUUUUUUCUUUUUCUUUUUUUUUGGCAGAUGCAGCAGGGGUUUUUUGGGGGGGGUCUUCACUGGUACCUGCAGUGACUUAGCAGGAAAGAGGUACUUUUACCUCUAGAGCAUAGAGAAUUAUUAAUCUGGUCCUUCAGAGGGCAGAAAGGUGUGCAUGCUGAGGCAGCACUGGAUGGUUAUACUUACUCUUGAGCCAUAUAAGUGCGGAUUAAUUGCUUUUACAUCUUUUCCUUUUUAUCAGGCUUGUGGCAGCUCUCUAUAAUGGAUGCUCAGUAUGUCAAUAACAUUUUGUUGCCCUUGAAAAGGCAACAUGAACUAUAAUAUAUCUAAAACUCUUCAAGGCUCUUUGAGGUUCAUAAGUCAGUCACUGUUAAAAGUGGUACUUGCCCUCUAACUCUUAUUUUACUGGAGGUGCAUUUCACGUCCACAGGCCUGAUUAAAUCGUUGUCAGUAUUUUAUUCAUAGUAUUUUCCACUCCUGUUUUCCCUUUAAACCUCCAUGUGACUGUCACUCCUUUCUACAUGUAUCUGUUAUGUCUCUUCUGAUUUUGCUUAUGGACACGGUAUAUGGCUCGUCCCACUGGCUGUGGGAAAGAGGGUCAUUGUCAUCUACAAGAGUGAAAAACACAAUCUGCAACUUUAUGUUCAUGAAAAUGAGUCGGCGCUGAAUUUUUGAGACAGCUGGUUGGUAUGUUUACUUAGAAAGUAUUUUUGUCACCUCGCACUUCACCUGAGGGGUCUCUUGGUUGCAUACCUCGCCUCAUGAACCGUGUUUUAGAAAAUAACUGGUCACACCUUUGAUAUUGAGUUUUCAUAAAUGAUUAUGAAAAGUUUGGGGAUCUUGAGUGAAGUUUGUGUGAGAGAUGAUUGAGUGUGUGUGACUUUGUGUGUGAGUAUAGUUUUUUUUUUUUUUUUUUUUUUUUUUUUUUUCUGUUUGAUGUGCAAACACAGCUCAGCAGAACCUCCUGUCAUUUUCUGAGGCACUGCACUCUGAAAGACCAAAUCUUUAUUUUGUUACUCUCAGAAGGAUAAUUCCAUAGCUAUUAGUUUAAUAUUUUAUUUGUUUACUUGUAAUUUUAUGUUCAUAUGGGAGAGCUACUGAUAAUGUAAUUUAGUUAACUGAAAUCAUCUUUUUAUUUUUUUUUUCUCAGUACAGCUCAUUUUAUUUGAUUGUACUCUAUAUUUUCUGUAUUUCAUUCAACAUUAAAUGAAAUGACAACAUGAAUUUGGGUUUCCUUUAUUUUCUAAAUAUAGGCUAGUUUGUUCAUAUUCAGUAAGACAGUAAAUACAAAGUACACAGGCAACAGAGCUACAGCCAUAUUCCUUCUUGCUAUAGCAAAAAGGAAUAUGGACAUGAAUGCCAAACGUUU